AUGACCGUUGACGUUACCUUCACCGUCACCAUUACCGUCAUGAUGACCAUUAUCAUCACCCUUACCGUUACUGUUACCAUCAUCGUUACCUUUACCGUCAUCGUCACCAUCACACUUAUCGUUACCGUUACAAUCACUAUCACCAUCACCGUUACCUUUACCGUUACCGUUAUUGUCACCAUAAUCGUUACCGUCACCUUUAUCGUUAUCGUCACUAUUACUGCCACCAUUACUAUCACCGUCACCGUUAUUGUUACCGUUACCAUCACCAUAACCGUUUCCCUUACUGUUAUUGUUACCAUUACCAUAACCAUUAUCGUAACCAUUACCGUCACCAUUAUCGUUACCGUCACCAUUACCAUUGCCAUUACUCUUGUUGUUACCGUCAUUGUUACUGUCACCAUAAUCAUUACCAUUACCAAUACUUUUACCAUCACUAAUACAGUGAUCGUUACUGUUCCCUUUACCAUUACUAUUACUAUUACCAUCACAUUUUCUGUUAUUGUAACCAUUACAGUCACCUUUACUGUGAUCGUCACUAUUAUCGUCAUCUUUAUCAUUACCGUAUCCAUUACCAUAACCGUCAUUGUUACCGUGACCAUCACCGUGACCGUUACCGUCACCGUAACCGUAACCGUUAUCAUAACCAUUAUCGUCACCAUUACCGUCACCGUCACCGUUACCAUCACCGUUAUCGUUACCAUUACCGUUACUUUUACCAUCAUUGUUACUGUUAUAAUAAUUGUUACCGUUACCGUUACAGUAACUGUUACCAUCAUAAUUACCGUCACUGUCAUCAUUACCAUCACCGUCAUCGUAAUCGUUACCAUUAUUGUUACUAUAAUCAUCACCAUUACCAUUACUUUUACAGACAUCGUUAUCGUCAACAUUACUAUCAUCGUUACCGUCAUCGUCACCGUUACCAUUACUGUGACCGUCACCAUUACCGUGACCUUCACCGUCACCGUUACCGUUAUCGUUACCUUCAUCGUCACCCUUACCGUUAUCGUCAUUAUUACCAUUACUGUCAUCAUUAUCAUCAAUGUUAUCGUUAACAUCACCAUUAGCACCACUAUUAUCAUUAUUACUGUUAUCGUAAUCAUGACCGUUAUCGUCAGCAUUACCGUUACUGUUACCGUUUCCGUCACCAUUACCGUUACCAUUAAAGUUACCAUCACCGUUACCGUUACUGUUACCGUCACUGUCACUGUCAGCAUCAUAGUCACCAAUACCGUUAUCGUCACCGUUAUUGUUACUAUCACCAUCACUAUUACCGUCAACGUCACCGUUACCUUUUCCAUUACCCUUACCAUCACCAUUACCGUUAUUGUCACCGUUAUCUUCACCAUUUUCGUGACCAUUACCAUCAUCGCCACUGUAACUAUUACCAUAACCGUUACCAUCAUCGUCUCUGUUACCAUUACUGUCAUCGUUACAGUCACCGUUACCAUUACCGUCUCUUUUACCAUCACCGUUACUGUUAUAGUUAUUGUUUUUGUUAUUGUAACCGUCUUACAAUUACUCUAA
Molecule: messenger RNA, 1527 nt
Organism: Vitis riparia (riverbank grape)
Lineage: Eukaryota; Viridiplantae; Streptophyta; Magnoliopsida; Vitales; Vitaceae
Exons: 1
Coding region: 1-1527 (508 amino acids)
Cellular component (GO): membrane
Source: RefSeq, a predicted model, not a curated record